Messenger RNA from Aspergillus campestris IBT 28561, 1435 nucleotides. RefSeq names its product inositol oxygenase. The coding region runs from base 242 to 1195 and encodes 317 amino acids. The record is from RefSeq and is a predicted model, not a curated record. Gene Ontology annotation, biological process: inositol catabolic process. NCBI's taxonomy places the organism in Eukaryota, Fungi, Ascomycota, Eurotiomycetes, Eurotiales, Aspergillaceae. Gene Ontology annotation, molecular function: iron ion binding; inositol oxygenase activity. The transcript has a single exon. Gene Ontology annotation, cellular component: cytoplasm.
CCCUAUUAGUCCUAUCACUGGAAUUCCUCACUGUGCUGUAUAACAUUCACUAAUAUACAUCAGUGAUUAAACUCUUGUUUUUAGGGGUAUAUAUACCUUGAUUUUCUCCCCACUGUUCCUCUUCUCACACAUCUCUCUACCUAUCUUGAUUUUUGAUAUCCUGCUCGCUUGAUUCCAUAUGAUAUCUAUCUAUCUUUGAUAUCAUCGAACAACAAGAAUACAUUCACAGAUCAAACACAAAAUGGCACCCAUCGCCAUCUCCCCAGAACCCGUCCCCGUCACCAAAAGGGAUGGCCACGCUCUCGAAGACCUCUCUGACGCCAUUGACGAUGUCAACGUCUUCAAAGCAGCGCUGAACAAGAACCCAGAGGGAAAAGACAUAUACAACGCCUCCGAAUUCGACAAAAACAAAGACAAAACCCAGUUCCGCCAGUACGAGAACGCCUGCGACCGCGUGAAAUCUUUUUAUCGAGAGCAGCAUUUGAAGCAGACCGUGGCUUACAAUCUCAAAGCGCGCAAUGAUUUUCGCUCGAAGGUCCGCGCCCAUAUGACUAUAUGGGAGGCGAUCGAGAAGCUCAAUACUCUGAUUGACGAGAGCGACCCCGACACCAGCCUCUCCCAGAUUGAGCAUCUCGUUCAGUCGGCUGAGGCCAUCCGCCGCGAUGGCAAACCCCGUUGGAUGCAGCUGACGGGGCUGAUCCAUGACCUGGGCAAGCUUCUCUACUUCUUCGACGCGCAGGGACAGUGGGACGUUGUGGGCGAUACUUUCCCUGUUGGUAUCGCGUACGACGAGAGAAUUAUCUACGGACGGGACUCGUUUAAAAACAACGAGGAUUAUGGGCACCCAAUCUAUGAUACCAAAUUUGGUAUCUACAGCCCCGGAUGCGGGUUGGAUAAUGUGAUGAUUUCCUGGGGCCACGACGAGUACCUCUACCACGUUGUGAAGAACCAGUCAACCCUGCCGGACGAGGCGCUCGCGAUGAUCCGCUACCAUAGCUUCUACCCCUGGCACAAGGAGGGGGCCUACCGCGAGCUGAUGGACGAUCACGACGAGAAGAUGCUCAAAGCUGUGCAGGCUUUUAACCCUUACGACUUGUACAGCAAAAGCGACGAGGUGCCGAGCGUGGAGGAGCUCAAGCCUUAUUAUCUGGAGUUGAUUGAUGAGUUCUUCCCGACCAAGGUGCUGAAGUGGUGAACAUUCACUACUACUUCUCUCUUGGAUGAAAUUCUCUUGGAUGGAUCUUUCUUGGAUUUAUCUUCCUUGGGCUUGACACUGCAAUUUGGCUUGUAAAACAGUGGAGGCUUCUUUGUUUUCUUGUUUUCUUGGUUUUUAUUUUUUCUUUUUUUCUAUCCUAUGUACACUGUCACCCCAUCUUCAUGUCCCCUCCAAUUUGUCACGACUCCACGAAUAUCACGACUUAACGAAUCCAAAUAU